GCCCGGCUUGUUACACUUUUGCAAAUUGAAGUGAAUAGUAAAAGGAGUUCAAUUUAGGAAUCACCAAAACAAAAAAAGCAAGGCAUGGUGGAAAAUUACAGCUUUAAAAUAAUUGCUCAGCUCUCAUAAAGUCGAAGUAAUGCAUGGAUUUAUGCUCAUGAAGCAGUUGAAGAUGGGGAACUUGGUGAUGAUGCUGAUGAUGUUAAUUUUAAUGGUGAAGAGAGAUUCUAAUGGUAAAGCUAGUAGGAAAAGGGGGUUAGUUUUCGAUUUGUGGGGUGAAGACAAGUAUGAAGAUGCCAUCAAAUUUUCUUUCUAUGAACCUACCAAAAAUUGUUAUGGAAAGAAACUUCAAUUGACAGUAGAGAGCACAAAUAGUGAAAGAAUCCAUCAAUGCCUUUACCUCCUCCUCCUGAACAAGUUGCUUUCAACUAUGGUUGUGAUGCAAAUCAUGAUAUCCCUCUUGCUACAGUUACUAGACCCACUAAGGAAUUGCAGAGGAAAGAUAGGGAGAUUGGCCAUGGAAGUUGAAUUUAACCGACAGUAGGAGGUAUAUCACAUAGAUUGAAUUGACACAUGUAGACUUUUACAAUUUUCACUCAUACGUUUUCAUUGGGACAUACAGCACAGGAAGUGAAGCAAAAUAGAGGCUUUAGCAAGAGAUUGGCCUCCAUUUGCCUCAAUUGUUCAUAAUGAUAUACUGAUUUAUCUAGAAAAGUCGAUGUACAUUGCCUUUUCAUCAUUCUUAGGAUUGGUUCUGUGCUUUUUCUGGAAUGUCACAGCUGCUACUGCUGCAUACAUCAAAGGGGAAGGAUGGAAGCCAGGCGGUAAUGAGACUUCUUUAGUGAAUACCUGUACAAUCCAAGAAGCAUCAUACUGGGGAAUUGGAUCUAGUCUUGCCAUCAUGGAGAUAGCUUGCAACAUCUUACAAGAACUAAAGAUCAACAACCAUCACAAUUUUGAACAUUAUUCAAUUGUCAGAAGAUUAGGAAGAUGCUCAUAUCUAUUUAUGGUGAAUGGAAGGGCAAACUCUUGGCAACGAAUAGAGAUCUUAUCUUGAAAAUUUUGUUGAUUGUGUUCACUGGUGCAUACUUGCCGGGACUAAAUGAUACAUGGAAUGAUAUUUUGUACGCAUAUUUGU
Rubroshorea leprosula is the source of this 1138-nucleotide messenger RNA. The record is from the annotation of a GenBank genome assembly. NCBI's taxonomy places the organism in Eukaryota, Viridiplantae, Streptophyta, Magnoliopsida, Malvales, Dipterocarpaceae.